Geodia barretti is the source of this 1170-nucleotide messenger RNA. The record is from the annotation of a GenBank genome assembly. NCBI's taxonomy places the organism in Eukaryota, Metazoa, Porifera, Demospongiae, Tetractinellida, Geodiidae.
AUGAAAAUGUGCUUCUUCCACCUGAUGCCCUACCAGGGACUGCCCGAGAACUUUGAGAAAGAUUACCACAGUGUGUGGGUCGAUGUGCCCAAUUCGCUCUUUGACCCCAAACAGGGCCACCGCCUCUACGGCGAUUACCUCGACGAGCUGGAGUUCGCCGAGAAAAUGGGGUUUGAUGGAAUCUGCGUCAACGAGCAUCACGCCAACGCCUACGGCCUGAUGCCGUCUCCCAAUAUCAUGGCCUCGGCCAUGGCCCGCGGCACGUCCCACGCCGCCAUCGUGGUGCUGGGCAACAGCCUGGCACUCUACAACCCACCCAUCCGCGUGGCGGAGGAAUUCGCCAUGCUGGACUGCCUCAGUGGCGGGCGGCUCAUUGCAGGCUUCCCGUUGGGCACUGCGAUGGACACCAUAUUUGGCUACGGCCAGGUGCCCAUCACCCUGCGAGAGAAGUACCAGGAGGCCCACGACCUCGUGGUCAAGGCCUGGACCGAGCGGGAGCCGUUCUCAUUCAACGGCAAGUACAACCAGCAGCGUUAUGUAAACAUUGGCCCCGUCCCUACCAGCAGCCGCGCCCGCCCAUCUGGGUACCCGGCAGCGGCAGCCUGGAGACGCUACAAGGUGGGCAAGACAGUUCUGGACGGCUUCUGGGAGGAAAUGGACCGGCAGGGCAAGGAGUUCAACCCUUACCACGCCGGGUUCCUGCAACUGGUGGCGGUGUCCGAAACCGACGAGCAGGCCGAGGAAUACAAGGACUCCAUUGAGUACUUCUUCAAGAAGUGCCUGCACAUUCACUCUGGCUUCGGGAACCCGCCGGGCUACCGCUCGGUGCGCAGCAACAACUCGCAGGUGGCCAACUCCACUACCCAGUCGCGGGAAGACCAGAUCAAGGAGUUCACCUGGAAGGACUACUUGGAGGCAGGGAACGUCAUCGUCGGGGGGCCGGAGACCGUGAGGGAGCACCUGGCACAUGCCAUCAAGGAGCUUCGGGUCGGCAACCUGAUGCUGCUCCUCCAGUUUGGGGACAUGCCCAAGGAACUCGCGAUGAAGAACACCGAGCUGUUCGCCCGCGAGGUAAUGCCCUACGUCCGCGACAUCUGGUCUGAGUACGAAACCCGCUGGUGGCCGGAGGGUGUUUCCAACCCCAACGCGAUUGCGCCGGUGAUGGUGUAA